AUGUCUGUGAAGUCACCAAAUAUUGAUUCACUUCCUAGUUACUUUGACGCCAUUUCUUCUGAACCUCCUCCAUCAUAUUCCGAACUAACAUCUUCUCAAUUACCAGUAUCACGAUGUUUUCCAAUUGUUAUCCCGGAACAUGAACAACAAAUUGCACCAAUUUAUACAAUUCAGAUUGAACCUCGAGGAAGAGAAAUAAGGAGUGAGACAUAUCCAGAUGUUCAUUGUGUAUCUCAUUUUUCCAGGUUUACAAACUUCUGCACGAAGUUCAAAGCAAAAUCAGUUAAGCAAUUGUUGUUCUCUAUUAUGUUUGUCAACUUUGUGCUUUAUAUGUAUAUCAAUUAUUAUAUUAAUGGGUUCGUGA
Molecule: messenger RNA, 364 nt
Organism: Caenorhabditis angaria
Lineage: Eukaryota; Metazoa; Nematoda; Chromadorea; Rhabditida; Rhabditidae
Source: the annotation of a GenBank genome assembly